AUAAAAUAGUAUUUAUGGGGUGAAACGGAAGUACGAAGAAAACAAAGGAGCUGACCAAGCCAGUCACAUCUGUUUGUAGUGAUGUGAGUGUGGAGAAGAAGCUGUCUACAAGAACCAUAGGUGGAAAUAGUAAACCUGUUGGGAACUCUAGUGGUAACAAGGAUAAACCUUCACUCAAUGGAGGAGCCAAAGAUCCAAAGGUGGGCUUGAGAUCUAUCUUGAAGCCUGAAAGAAAUAGUAUCGAAGAAAGCUCCCACGAAUAUCCCUCUGGUAGAGGAGGCAGAGCUGCCUCUCCUUGAGGAGGUGGUGGAGGAGCUUCUUAUGGAGGUUACUCCUAUUCUGGGGAGGAUCUAGAGGUGGUUGUGGUGGAUGUGGAGGAGACUAAAUGAUUCAUAUAUCCUCCAGGGUUCUCAUAA
Molecule: messenger RNA, 416 nt
Organism: Moneuplotes crassus
Lineage: Eukaryota; Ciliophora; Spirotrichea; Euplotida; Euplotidae
Source: the annotation of a GenBank genome assembly